Molecule: messenger RNA, 2633 nt
Organism: Drosophila albomicans
Lineage: Eukaryota; Metazoa; Arthropoda; Insecta; Diptera; Drosophilidae
Product: hexosaminidase D
Exons: 3
Coding region: 213-2366 (717 amino acids)
Molecular function (GO): hexosaminidase activity
Source: RefSeq, a predicted model, not a curated record
ACUGUGCGCCGCAACGGUGUGUGCCACGGAUUUUUAUCAUCGUAAGGAAUUGGAACUUUCAUCCGCAUUUCUCGUGCAUUGUUUGGUGUCCGUGUCCGCGUCCGCGCUCCAAGUUCUGGCCAUGCAGUUUAUUAAUGUUCCAGUUAAUUAAUUAUAAAUUUCAAUUCAAUUAACACACCGUGUGGAAGGUCAGCUAGCGAAACUGCAAUACAAUGCACUCAAAUUUGCUGAUAUUUAUUUGGCGCCGCAAACUUUCAUUUCUGCUGCUGGCCUCUGGCCUCGUUUUGCUUGGUCUCUGGACAUGGGCCAUACUCAUCGAUACAACAAAAACAACGCUCACACAGUCACAGCCACAGCAACAACAACAACAACAGCAGUUGGCGCCAUCGAGUGAGUCGAGUUAUCAGCACGUUCACAUCAUACAGAAAUUGAUUGCCCAAGCGAAUCGUGUUUUACGAGCCGAGCGGCAAAAGGAUAACGCCGAUCGAUCGCCGCCUUCACCGGCGCAGCAACGUUUGUUGGGCAACGUUCGGUUUGUGCGUCCGACGCAGGCGAAGAAGGCACCGCUGCCGCUGGCCGAGAGUUUUCUCUUCGAGCAGGAGCGUUUGAAAAUCCUCGAGCAACAGCAGCGACAACGCAACGCUGGCAUGGAGGAGUUGAACGCCAAUGCCGAGGAUGAUCGCAUGCUCAGCUCUGCGGAGCGACAGACGCAAUACGAACACGAGCUGCAACGCAUGGGCGUGCCCACUGUGUCCGGGAUUGGUCCAGAUGGGCCUCGGGCUCCGAGUGAGCGAUUGGUGCAUCUGGAUCUGAAGGGUGCGCCACCCAAGCUCAGUUUUCUGAAGCAGCUGCUGCCGGUGAUGCGUGCUCUCGGCGCCACGGGGCUGCUAAUUGAGUACGAGGACAUGUUUCCAUACAGCGGUGCUCUGCAGCCACUUGCGGCACACAAUGCAUACAAGGAGAGCGAACUGAAGGAUUUCCUGGAGACUGCUUGGGUUGAACACGGACUCAGCAUUAUGCCGCUGGUACAGACCUUCGGCCACUUGGAGUACACACUGAAGCUGCAGGAAUUCGAGCAUCUGCGCGAGCUGCCCGAGAGUCCGCAAUCCAUUUGCCCCAGUCGACCGCAAAGCAUGGCGCUGCUGGAGCAAAUGCUUACCCAGGUGAUUGAGCUGCACAUGCGCCCCUCGGCCAAUGCGUCGCCCGCGACACCCGAGCUGCCCAUCAAGUUCACACAUCUGCACAUUGGAUGCGAUGAAGUGCAGCGCAUGGGCGAAUGUUCGCUUUGUCGCCAGCGACUGCGCAGCGAAAUCUUUCUCACCCAUGUGAUUAGUUUGGCGCAUUUUGUGCGUCGUCGCUGGCCACAAUUGAACGUGGUGAUCUGGGACGAUCAGUUGCGCGAGAUGACGCUGAGUGAGUUGCAGAAUUCACAGAUCGGCAGCUAUGUGGAACCCAUGGUCUGGGUGUAUGCCAACGACAUCUAUCACUUUAUACAGCCCCAACUGUGGGACACCUAUGCCAAGGUGUUUCCCAGUGCCUGGACUGCCUCCGCCUUCAAGGGCGCCUUUGGGGAGAGCCUGUUGGUGCCGCCGCUGCAACAGCAUCUGGAGAACAACAUUCGCUGGCUGGCGGUGAUCGCGAAGGAGGGCGGACGCUUUUCCAAGGGAUUGCGUGGCUUGGCGCUGACGGGUUGGCAGCGUUACGAUCACUUUGCUGUUCUCUGCGAACUACUGCCCGUGGGCAUGCCCAGUCUGAUGACAUCACUGUCCACCGUAUCCAAGGGUUACUUUAGCACCAAUCCACGUGACAACGAACUGUUGCGUGUGCUGCGCUGCGUCUUCCAGCCGGACAGUCGACGCUCUGGCCACCCAUGGCUGGAACUGCAUCCGAAUGCCCAUCACAGUCAGCUGUUUGCCGUCUGCAGUUAUCCAGGACAUCUGGUCUACAAGUAUGCCAUGCGUCUCUACGAUAAAUUGAACGAAGUGAACGUCUAUUUGCAGCAGGCGCGGGAACACAGCGCCUGGUUAUCGGACUACAAUGUGAGGCACAACUUCAGUUCACCACUGCGUGUGCAUGAGUUGACAGUGCGCACGCCGCAGCUGAUCGAGGAGCUGCGUGGGAUGGCGCGGGAGUCGCAGCAGCUGUUGUGGGAAGUGUACGAUGAGCACACGGUGGCUGAGUUUGUGGAGCAGCACAUAUAUCCGAGCAUUAGUGCAUUGCAUCGGCAGUUGGCAAGUGGACAAUUGUUGCUGCAACGACGCACUUGGCCGCAACGACCGUUGCCCAUAUCCUUGGAGCUGCGACAGGACAUGGGACUGAUUACACUGGAGCAGCAACAGCAACAACAGCAGCAGCAUCCGCACUGAAUAAAUUUAUAGUGAUUCUUACACUCACACACACACAUACAUAUUUUGUAGUCAAGGCGUUCGAAACGCCGCUCUAAGCCAAAAAAAAAAAAAAGAAAACAAGCAAAAACAUGAUAAUAACAAUAUUAAUUCGAAUGUUAACAGCGCUGCGGCAUUUCUCGAUAGUAGUAGUGAAAAAACAUCAAAUGUUCCAUUCUUUUCUAGCUAAUCAAUUAAUCGUGCACUCAUGCAUACACAUAAAAUACAUUUAAUAAAGAAAAUUCGCUA